This is a messenger RNA of Candidula unifasciata, 1254 nucleotides long. The record is from the annotation of a GenBank genome assembly. NCBI's taxonomy places the organism in Eukaryota, Metazoa, Mollusca, Gastropoda, Stylommatophora, Geomitridae.
AUGCUCAAGUUCUUAGUGCUAGCAGUUUGUCUCCAGGCAUUUCCUUCAGUCACUGAAUGUUUCUUAGAGGGCUUUUACAAACGGGAGAUUGUCAUAGACACUGGAACUCAUAUUAAAGUCUGCAAACAAGCUCCUUUGGAGAUCGGAAUCGUGCUUGACUCGUCCAGCUCUAUCCACCCGAGAGACUUCCAGACGGCCAAAGCUUUCCUCGAAGAUUACCUCAAACAUUUCGACAUAGGAUCGGGGCAGGAGGGAGUUCGAGUUUCUAUUAUCACGUAUGGCAAGGGGAUCUACCCCGAGGAUGGCUUUGAUCUAACUACCUAUAACACCCUAGAGGAGGUCCUGGCAGCGGUCCGGCGAAUCCCUCACCGAGCUGGACUCUACACGGACACGGGCAAGGCCAUCCAGUACAUGCACGAGGUGCAGCUGGCCAAGGGUGUGGUUCGGCCAUGGGCGGAGAAAAUUAGUGUUGUCAUCACAGAUGGCAACUCGCAGCAGUGGAGACUGACCAAAAAGGCAGCCGAGGAAGCGAGAAAUGACGGGAUCAUCAUCUUUGCAAUCGGUGUGGGUGAGGGAGUCAGAGACGAGGAACUGUUGAACAUCGCUGGUGACCAGUCAAGGGUGACCAAAGUGAAGAACUACGACCAGCUGGACUCCAUCAAGGAAAUACUGGCCAGGAAGACUUGCAUUGAAAAAGAGAAGCCAACAACAACGCCUCCGCCCAAGACACAGAAAUGUGGUGAGAUCAACCCCACCGAUGUCUACUUCGCCUUCAGCCCCGCUGAGCUUGGAGUAGAGGCUACAGCCUGGGCCACAUCCUUCAUCUCCAACACAAUCAGUGGGAAAGACCUGGAUGUUGGCUUCCGGUUUGGCGUUGUGUCGGGAUCCUGUCCUGAUGACGAGGGAUUUGACCUCGACGACUACAGCACCGUAGAGGAAUACAGAAACAGGCUGAGACAGUAUGAAACCAGUAAACUGUCCCUGCUGUCUGAGCGUUUGUUGGGUGGAGCCUACGGUGUGGAACGUGGUGGUAGAGUUGGGGCAGGCAAGGUGGCGGUGAUUAUCACCAAUGGAUACGGCCUUGAGGACGAGGAUCUUAGCGCCCACGUGUUUCGGCUGAAGGAGAAUGGGGUCACGGUUAUCAUCGCGGAUGCUUCGGGAGAGGGAGUCGAUGUUUACGGCGCUGUGGUCUUGACCGGUCGAUCCUCCAGGCUUCAGUCGGAGACCUUGGUCAGCCUACUCUGUCCGCAGUGA